AUGAAUGACAUGAAUGAUGACGUUGGAGUAACCAUGGGAUACACAAAAGCAUGGAGAUCAAGAGAAAAAGCUUUGCAUCUUGUAAGAGGGAACCCUGAUGAUUCAUAUCAAAAGUUGCUAAUGUAUCUUUACAUGUUGAAGCAAGCAAAUCCAAGAACAAUAACACACCUACUCACAGACAAGGAAGAUAGAUUCAAAUACCUAUACAUAGCUUUCUCUAACUCAAUCAAAGACUCUGAAAAUGAUAAAUCUUGGCUUUGGUUCUUCUCCAAACUGAGAGACACAUAUGGAGAACCCGAAGGAUUGGCUAUUGUUUUCGACAGACACAAGAGCACAGACAAUGCAGUACAUAUAGUGUACCCAAAUGCUUUCCAUGGAGCUUGCAUGUUUCACUUGCUCAAUAAUUUGAAAAGCAAGUAUGGAAGCCUUGGAGAAGAGCUACAAAUGAAUGUCAUUGCAGCAGUAAAAGCAUACACAAAAACAGAAUGCGAACACUACAUGAGAGGCCUUGAUAGACUUGACAGACGCAUUAGACCCUAUUUAGAGAAAGUCAAGUAUGAAACUUGGGCAAGAUCAUACUCACCAACAAAAAGAUACACCAUGAUGACAUCCAACAUCGCAGAAUCGCUCAAUGCUGCACUAAAAGCUGCAAGAAAUCUCCCUAUUGAUAUCUUGGUUGAAUGCCUUACAAGUUUGGUUCAAAAGUGGGUUUGGAACAACUCAAAUAAUGCAAACGGAACAUUCACAAAAGUCUCUACAGCAACAGAAAAUGAGUUGAAACAUGACAUUGUUUCGAAAAUGAAGUUUCAAGAAGAUGAAAUGUCUUGUGGGCAUGCAGUAGCUGUAAUUGCAAAGAGAAACUUGAGAGUGUAUGAUUACUGUGCAAAGUUUUACAAAACAGAAACAUUGAAAGCAUUGUAUGAAGAAAAUGUUAAUCCGUUGCCCCAUAAAGACGAAUGGAAUCUCCCACAACACUUAGACAUAGUGGUGCUCCCUCCAAAGGCAACAAUCCAUGCAGGAAGACCAAGAAAGAAAAGAUUAUGA
This is a messenger RNA of Humulus lupulus (European hop), 1044 nucleotides long. RefSeq lists its product as uncharacterized. The transcript is spliced from 4 exons. Lineage: Eukaryota; Viridiplantae; Streptophyta; Magnoliopsida; Rosales; Cannabaceae. The record is from RefSeq and is a predicted model, not a curated record. The coding region runs from base 1 to 1044 and encodes 347 amino acids.